AUGGCUUAUAUAGAGAAAACUCAGUCUGCGUUCAGUGGACUGAUCGACAAGCCCGUGCUCACUACCGAACUGCUCUCAAAACCCCCAUUCAAGUUCAUAUUCGAUAUCAUCCACAACCUACACAAAAAAACAGGAAUUUUCAAGACAUUCGAACAAGAGGAUUGGAACGUCGCUGCGUACGCUGAUAAAGGAGCAAAAACAAAAUUCAUUGACAAAGUUAUAAAAGCUGUUGAUGAUGGCACUCUUACUGAUAUUAAAUCUAUUAAAGUUUUAUCUGGAAAACAUCCGGAACUCACAAAUGAGUUGCUUCAACGAAUCGCUCACGUUGCGACAAAAAGUGAGAAGAAAAAAGCAAAAAAGAAACUCGAUUCAACUAAGCCUAAGAAAGAGAAAGAUGGUUCUUCCAAGAGAUCAAAAGAUAAGGAAGAUCACUCAUCGUCGAAAAGUAAGGAUUCUAAAGAAGAAAAAAAGAAAAAGAAAAAAAAGAGUGAAGAAAAUACAAAAAAGGAAAAAAGUGGGAAGACUCAUAAGAGCUUGGAGGAUGAACCCAACAUGGUUGAAGACAACAGAGAUGCAGAGCUUCUUUCACAGAUUGGUGGAAAUGGAGAGAAAGACGUUGAAGCUGCAAUGGAGCUGGCUGUACCUGAGCCUGCUGAAUUCGUGCGUCCUAGUGUCGAACAAGCUCGUCCUCGCACAGCUGCACGACCUGCUCCCCCAACUUUGAAAAAGAAACAAAUUUCAACAAUUCGAACUAGUCAAGAGCCAGCGGUUGCUGAGGUUCCUAUUUUCAAUGAAACUACGACUGCUCCUCAGACAGAUGAAGAUACUUUCGAAAUUAGAGAAAACGAAAUGACUGAAAACGAUGAUGCCAUUAAAACGGAUGAAAGCUCAGGAGUCCUAGUGCAAAAGAUUAUGGAGAAUAAGGCCGAGUUGGAUGAAAAAGAAUUUGAUGAGAAUGAUACAAAGUCCGAAAACCACUUCAGUGAUGAAAUACUAGUUUCAAACUUACAAGCUGAAAUACAAAAAAUCACGCGGCAAGCUUACCCCGUUGUGCAAAUUUUGGAAUUCGUUCAAGAAGAUAUAGAGGCAAUGAUGAGGGAACUUGAAAAAUGGCGAACAGAGACUAGAGAAAACGAACAACGCUUGAAAGAUUUGAUCGCAAAAGAGUUCACUGAUAUCAGCAGGCUCUCAAACAAUCUCAGCAAUCUAGAUCGCGAUAUCAAAGCUGAAGUAUCAGAAAUAUCGUUUCUGAAAUGUCGAGUGUUAUCGAAUGAUCUGAUGAUUAAAGAACGCAUUUUUAGAGAUUAG
This is a messenger RNA of Auanema sp. JU1783, 1308 nucleotides long. Lineage: Eukaryota; Metazoa; Nematoda; Chromadorea; Rhabditida; Rhabditidae. The record is from the annotation of a GenBank genome assembly.